AGCCCCCCAGCUGUGAUAGCCAGGACUCCCCCAGAGCCAAGACCUUCUCCAGAAGGCGAUCCUUCCCCACCACCACCUCCAGUGUCAUCCCUGGUCCCUGACACUCCUCCGGACACCCCUCCUGCUAUGAAGAAUGUCCCUAGUCCUAAGCAGCUUUCACUGGAACCAGAGAGCCCCCCAGACCAGGUCAGGCCUAGGCCAGCUCCCCCGCAGGAAGAGUCUCCUUCCUCAGAAGCAAAGAACAGGGGGCCCACCCCACCAGCCAUGGGCCCACGAGAUGCCAGGCCUCCACGAAGGAGCAGUCAGCCAUCCCCAACAGCAGUGCCAGCCUCCGACAGCCCUCCCACCAAACAAGAUGUAAAGAAGGCAAGAGAGAGACACAAACUGGCAAAGGAACGGCGAGAAGAGCGGGCCAAAUACCUAGCGGCCAAGAAGGCAGUGUGGCUGGAGAAGGAGGAGAAGGCCAAGGCGCUGCGGGAGAAGCAGCUACAGGAGCGCCGACGGCGGCUGGAGGAGCAGCGACUUAAAGCUGAGCAACGGCGUGCAGCCCUGGAGGAACGGCAGCGGCAGAAGCUUGAGAAAAACAAGGAGCGCUAUGAAGCAGCCAUCCAGCGGUCGGUGAAGAAGACAUGGGCCGAAAUUCGACAGCAGCGCUGGUCCUGGGCUGGAGCCCUGCACCAUAGCUCCCCAGGACAUAAGACCAGUGGGAGCAGGUGCUCCGUGUCGGCAGUAAACCUGCCCAAACACGUGGACUCUAUAAUCAACAAGCGGCUCUCAAAGUCCUCUGCCACGCUCUGGAACUCCCCCAGUAGAAAUCGCAGCCUGCAGCUGAGCGCAUGGGAGAGCAGCAUCGUGGAUCGUCUGAUGACUCCCACCCUCUCCUUUCUGGCGCGGAGUCGCAGCGCUGUCACACUGCCCCGCAACGGCCGGGACCAGGGUAGGGGCUGCGACCCUGGGAGAGCAUCCACGCGGGGCCGGGCAGGGGCCAGCCUGGCGCCUGGGCCGCACCCCGACCGCACUCAUCCCCGCUCCGCCGGCGCUGCCUCGGAGCUCAGUCCCAAAUCCAAGGCACGGCCAUCCUCUCCCUCCACGUCCUGGCACAGGCCUGCCUCCCCCUGCCCCAGCCCAGGGCCAGGCCACACUCUGCCUCCAAAACCACCGUCCCCUCGAGGCAUCACUGCCUCACCCAAGGGGCGUGUUCGGAGGAAAGAGGAGGCAAAGGAGAGCCCCACUGCGGCAAGGCCUGAGGACAAGAACCAGAGCAAGAGCAGGGCCAGUGAUGAGAAGGAGCCAGCAGCCUCCGCCUCACCGGCACCCUCGCCUGUGCCCUCGCCCACCCCAGCCCCGCCCCAGAAGGAACAGCCCACUGCGGAGACCCCUGCAGAUACUGCUGUCUUGACCUCACCCCCAGCCCCUGCUCCCCCGGUGACCCCUAGCAAACCAAUGGCCGGCACCACAGACCGAGAAGAGGCCACUCGGCUCCUGGCUGAGAAGCGGCGCCAGGCCCGAGAGCAGCGGGAGCGCGAGGAGCAGGAGCGGAGACUGCAGGCAGAAAGGGACAAGCGAAUGCGAGAGGAGCAGCUGGCGCGGGAGGCCGAGGCCCGGGCCGAGCGGGAGGCGGAGGCCCGGCGGCGGGAGGAGCAGGAGGCGCGAGAGAAGGCGCAAGCCGAGCAGGAGGAGCAGGAGCGGCUGCAGAAGCAGAAAGAGGAGGCCGAAGCUCGGUCGCGGGAAGAGGCGGAGCGGCAGCGUCUGGAGCGGGAAAAGCAUUUCCAACGGGAGGAGCAGGAGCGGCAGGAGCGCAAAAAGCGUCUGGAGGAGAUAAUGAAGAGGACUCGGAAGUCAGAAGUUGCAGAAACCAAGCAGAAGCAGGACAGAAAGGAGGCCAAAGCCGACAAUUGCGCCCCAGACCCUGUGAAAGCUGUGGAGGCUCGGCCCUUAGGACUGCAGAAAGAGGAGGCCUCCCAAGAGCCCCAGUGGAGCCUACCAAGUAAGGAGUUGCCAGGGUCCCUGGUGAAUGGCCUGCAGCCCCUCCCAGCACACCAGGAGAAUGGCUUCUCCCCCAAAGGACCCUCUGGGGACAAGAGCCUGGGCCGAACACCCGAGGCACUCCUGCCCUUUGCAGAGGCAGAGGCCUUCCUCAAGAAAGCUGUUGUGCAGCCCCCGCAGGUUACAGGUAGUCCUUUAGGAGGGGUUGCCUUGGAUCCAGGUACAGCUAUGAGGGCUCCUCUGUAUCGUCUACCAGGAUGUCUGGAGGAGGAAGAGACAGAGCAAAGAUGGAAGUGGCCUGGGCCCCCGGGGGUGGGUCCUCUGUUGUUUUUAAUCUGCACCUUAUAGACUGAUGUCUCUUUGGCUGGAGCCAGACCCUGCCCCUCAGUGCAUUUGUGUACUCACAUGUGCGGACAUCCCUCUCCCCCAGACACACACAUACACUCACAGCCUCUCUCCUCCCCCGGGGAAGGGCCGCCUGUAGUAUUUGCCUUGGUUUGGUGGGGUACAGUGGAUGUGAAUACUGUAAAUAGCUUGUGCUCAGAUUCUUCUGCGUGGAGAGGGUGGGUGCAGGAGGCAGACCCUCCCCCCAAGGUUCCUGGGGAGAUCUUCCUCUCUCUAUUUAACUGUAACUGAGGGGAAAACCCAGGUCUGGAGAUGGGGGGCACCUUGGGCCACAGAAUACUGGUUGCUUCAGGGGUACCUAUGCCCCCUGCCCUCGCCUGGAAUCAGUGUUAUUGUAUCUGAUCAAAUGUCUCCGGAAAUAAAGUGAGAAUAAUUCUGUCAA
Messenger RNA from Carlito syrichta (Philippine tarsier), 2773 nucleotides. RefSeq names its product MAP7 domain containing 1 (gene MAP7D1). Gene Ontology annotation, biological process: microtubule cytoskeleton organization. Lineage: Eukaryota; Metazoa; Chordata; Mammalia; Primates; Tarsiidae. The annotation marks the transcript as partial. Gene Ontology annotation, cellular component: microtubule cytoskeleton. The record is from RefSeq and is a predicted model, not a curated record. The transcript has 17 exons.